Molecule: messenger RNA, 3787 nt
Organism: Ctenopharyngodon idella (grass carp)
Lineage: Eukaryota; Metazoa; Chordata; Actinopteri; Cypriniformes; Xenocyprididae
Gene: klhl32
Product: kelch-like family member 32
Exons: 12
Coding region: 529-2391 (620 amino acids)
Molecular function (GO): protein binding
Source: RefSeq, a predicted model, not a curated record
AGAGGCGGGGACUGAUAAAGACUCCAGCGUUUACAGUAGCUCAGACGCAUCGGGCAUAGACAUAGCGAGUUACACCCCCAGUCUCUGGACAGUUUUCUCCUGGGCUCGAUGCAGAUAUUUUGUUUGGGUCAGUCAAAGUUGAUAAGUGACACGACGUCGGAUAAAAUCCGAGAGAAGAAGGCACUGGACGCGAAGGUACACUGCAGUCUGCUGGCUGAAGGUCAUUUUGUAAUCAGAUCAAUAUCUGCUGGGAUGGUUCAGACACGAUGGGCCAGUAGGCUCCAGUGAGUCCUGCUUCAGAUCACCUACUCUCUGCUUUGAUACCAUUUGACCAUCACAUGAGGCUCUAUGAGAGGAGCUGCACAGACUGAUUUUGGAUCAGAAUGAACUUUGCCUGUAGCUGUUUUGUAUCCAAACACAUUGUGCAUCAAUAGGAGUGCUGCACAUGCUCAGUCGGGCCUGUUUGGUGUUUUGUAGUAUCAACAGGAAGCACUCCUUCCUCCGCCUCCUCCUCUCUCCUCCAGGAGCAUGCCCUCUGAGCCUCCUCCCAGCUCUCAGGACAUGCUGACAGGACAGAGGCUGUGUCAAUCCAAAUCCCACCAGGACUCUGUCCUCUCUGCCCUUAAUCAGCAGCGCAAGGAUGGACUGCUCUGCGAUGUCACCUUGGUCGCCGGGGAACAGAAGUUCCACGCUCACAAGGCGGUCCUGGCAGCCUGCAGCGAUUACUUCCGGGCCAUGUUCAGUCUGUGUAUGGUGGAGAGUGAGGCAGAUGAGGUAACUCUCCAGGGUGUGACGAGCGUCGGACUGAAGCACGCACUGGACUUCGCCUACACAGGCCAGAUCAUGCUGGAGCCAGGAGUGAUACAAGACGUCCUGUCUGCUGGAAGCCACCUUCAGCUGCUGGAACUGCUCAGCCUCUGUUCCCACUAUCUCAUUCAGGAGCUGAACAGUUUUAACUACCUGGACCUGUACAGGCUGGCAGACCUCUUCCACUUGCCGGCCCUGGAGGAAGCAGUGGUGGGCUUUCUGGUGGAUCACCUCUCUGAGCUGCAGAAGAACAGACAAGAGGAAGUGCUGCUCCUACCUUAUCGGCUCCUCAGGGAAGUACUAAAAAGCGACCGGCUCACCUCUCUCAGUGAGGAGGAGAUAUGGCAGUUAUUGGUGCGUUGGCUGGAGCACGACUGCAGAUACCAGUACAUGGAGGAACUACUGCAACACGUGCGCUACGGCCUGAUGGAGGUCUCCGCCCUGCACCGUGUGGCCAGCAGCCACCCCUUCCUCAAUUCCAGCAGCACUGUCGCCGCCCUAGUGGAGGAGGCAUUGGACUACCACCGCUCUGUAUUUGCACAGCCUUUACGUCAGACGGCCCGCACAACGCCUCGCUUUCAGUCACUAACUUUAUAUAUCAUCGGCGGGCGCAAACGGGAGGUCAGCCGCGUACGGGAGCUGCGGUUCUUCAACCCUGCUGCGCAGGAGCACACGCGUGUUGCCGGGGGUUCGAACUGGAGUGAAUUAGCACCCAUGCCUGCUGGACGAAGUCACCACUGUGUGGCUGUCAUGGGCAACUUCCUGUUCGUGGCUGGCGGGGAGGUGGAACACGCCACUGGAAGGACAUGUGCGGUGAGGACGGCGUGCCGGUACGAUCCGAGGGUAAACCGCUGGACUGAUAUUGCACCGAUGAAGGCGUGCAGGGAGCACUUUGUGCUGGGAGCUCUGGGACAGUAUCUCUAUGCCGUCGGGGGGAGGAACGAACUAAGGCAGGUUCUGCCCAGUGUGGAGCGCUACUGCCCCAAAAGGAACAAGUGGACCUAUGUGCAACCUUUCGACCGUUCGCUGUCCUGUCAUGCAGGAUGUGUGGCUGACGGGUUGCUCUGGGUAUCAGGUGGUGUCACUAACACAGCUCAGUACCAGAAUCGACUGAUGGUGUAUGACCCAGGACAGAAUCAGUGGAUAGCGCGCAGUCCCAUGUUGCAGAGGAGGGUGUACCAUGUGAUGGCGGCAGUCAAAAGGCAGCUAUAUGUGCUUGGGGGGAACGAUCUAGACUACAACAAUGACCGCAUCCUAGUUAGACACAUCGACUCUUAUGACAUGGACAUGGACCAGUGGACACGCUGCACCUUCAGUCUUCUCACAGGCCAAAAUGAGGCAGGAGUGUCUGUCCAUGAUGACAGAAUCUAUGUGGUUGGUGGAUAUUCCAUCUGGACAAAUGAACCCCUUGCAUGCAUUCAGGUGCUAGAUGUGAGCACCAAAGGUAAAGAGGAGGUUUUUUAUGGGCCAACGCUCCCAUUCGCUUCAAAUGGAGUGGCGACGUGUUUCUUGCCUGCACCGUACUUCACCUGCCCCAACCUGCAGACCCUACAAGUGCCACAUCACAGGAUAGGGGCUCUCUAACCUCUCCACUCAUUACUCAUUGAGGAUAUUCCCACAAACACACUAUGAACCAGUGGAAUCAUGUAAGAGCCUAUUCUACUCCCACAAAUUGUGACUGGUGGAUGGAGUGGAGUCAUUGUUGAUCAUACAUUGAUCAUGUAGAGCCAGCAUGAAGUGUUCUGAUGGAUGUGGAAACAUUCAAAAAGAAGUUCAAGAGUUUUUGUCAAGCUUGACUGGCGUUCAUGCAUUUCUGAACUGGAUAUGCGAUGGUGCUGCACCGUGCUAAUCCAGUUUAACAAGCAGUGUGUAAAUCUGUCUGAAUGAUUAAGAGACACUUUAUGGCCCAGGCCCAAAUGGCACACUUGAUGUGAACCUGUGGCCUAUCAAGUCUAAAAGACUGUCCCAUUUGUCAUUUUAACAUUCAAAAGGGCGUUCAUACCUCACAGUCAACUUUUACUCAACAAUCCAUGCAGAAUUACAUCUAAGGAAAAAUGCAAGGGCAUUUUGGAAAGGGUCGGAAGUGCAAGGGACCGGUUUUCUUAGAUUCUUAGGAUUCAAUCCACUUUCCACUCUGACCUUAAUGUUCUGCACCGCUAUAAUGUUGGACUCAGCUGAACGUCAGUUGAAGUUCCUGUUCAUUCCAUGUCAUUUCUCAGCAUGUGACAAACUGUACUUUCUAUCAAAACUCAGGAUGAUGUAUUGUUUACUGAAUGUGUAUGACCACAGCUGACGACAAAUACACACACAGCAUCUUCACAAUCUGCGUCAACAGUGGCAUCUUGACUGUUCUCCAUCCUACCACCAAAAACUACCCAUUCCAUAAGAAAACAUGUAAGGGCACACUUUUUUUACAUAAUGUCUAUAAUAAAUUUAUGCAGUUGUGCAAUAAUGUUUAAAAUGGUGAGGUUUUUUUUUUUAUCUUUAAUUCACUGGAUACAAACAGACGAGCAGUACCUUUAUUCCCAAACCUAUUUACAGUGUUCCCACUCUACUUUUUGACCAGUGAAGUUUUCCUGUCAUUUGUGAUCACUGGCAGUGUUGGGGAAAGUUACCUUUAAAUGUAGUGCAUUACAGUAAGAUAAUAAAUUAAUAGCAUUACUUAGUUACUUUUUAUGGAAGGUAAUGUUAAGUUAUUUUUGCAUUACUUUUUCUUUUCUGGGCUGGGCUUCCUUGUUUGUUUGUUUUUUAAUAACAAUUUUUUUUAAAUAUUUUUGGCUAAUGUAAAGGCCCUUUCACACCAAAAGUGAAAUGAAUACGCCUCAGGCUAAAGGAAAUGCAAAUUCACACGCAACUCAAACAGACCUUUCAGCCGUGCUGCCAUUCUGGACUGCAGAAGAAUAGGACACAAGAGAAGAAAGUUCAACACUUUUAUUUUAAUAAUAAAAACAAAAAAAUUAAACACAAAUGUGAUGUCUCA